AUGUUGUGGAGUCGCCUGCCCUCCGAGAUCUGGGAAACCAUCCUUCAAAACCUCGAUCUUGACACCAUCAAGAGCCUCCGGCUGAUGAAUCAAUGCGCCGCCGAGCGAUGCCUCGGCCCUCGCUUCCUGUCCUAUGCCUCACACGUGGAAACAGAUUUAACAGAAGAGAGUCUCAUGGCUCUGCUCACCCGCGCUCUGCAUCCUUCUUUCCGAAAUGCCGUCCGCCACCUGACCAUCUCAGCGAUCAGCUACGACCAAAGCGGAAAGGAAGUUCUCUAUUACAACAAAGAAGAUAGCUAUGAGGGUCGCGAUUGCGGGAUAAUAUUCGUGUCAGAAGAUCCUCCGACUAUGAUCCCGCUCCAGAGGUGGCCGAUAUCCCAACAUGAUCUCGCGUGGACGAAGAAACAGCAAAGGACUCGCGAUGCCCUCUCGAACGAGUUCAUCAUCGAGACGCUGGUAUGUGCACUGAAUGAGUUCUCUUCGCUGGACGAGAUUAAACUCCAGUCUUGGAUUAUGACUUCGCCCGACAGGAGAUGGAGUCCCUACGAGAUCUUCUGGCCUCUGACUUUCCCGUGGGCUUCCCAUGUCUGCUAUUUAGUACUGGCUGCGAUGGUAAAGAGCACGACGACUGUCCGAGCACUGGACAUUUUCCGUGAUCUGAAUCGCGAAAGUAUCCCCUAUAAACGCUGCAGCAUCCCAGCAAAGGAUUUUGCUACGCAUUUCGCCAAGAUCAGCAAGAUCAGCAAGAACAGCGACGAUAAGAAGGACAUGCGCCUGCUGCUGGAAAGACUUGCGCUGAGUAUCUCGACGGGGAUGGGGACCAAAAGCCGGAUCUAUCGGAGUAUGUUGGAGAGGACAGCCUCGUUGUUGACGCCGAGCUUCUUGAAGUCCGAGGACGAUGAGGCGCUUGGAGUCGGCGACCUCUCCGGCGUGACGAGACUAUUAAAAUGCGCGGCCGAUAAUCUACAGGAUUUGGACCUCCACUUCGACCAUGAUAGUUUGGACGUGCCCCAAACAUACUAUCAUCUCUUUACUAGUAUCGCGGACCAAACUCAUUUCCACCAACUACAGAAAUGUCGUUUGGUCGAUCUUCCUGUUACCGUACCCGCGUUGCUCCGGUUUCUCGAGAAGCACCAGAAUAUGUCGUACCUCACUAUGGAGGGUCUGAUGCUUUCUCAUAGAGAAGAGUGGCAUCUUGUCUUCAAGUUCAUUAGCACCAACAUGCGGAAUCUGGACGUCCUCUGUCUCUCUCAUCUUCAUCAGGGCGGAAUCCGUAUCAACAUGGACCAACAUGUCUUCGCUGAGCGGUAUUAUCCCCCGGGCCACGAGUCCCACGGUCGGUUUUUUGCCGUUAGCUCCGUCAACUGUGCGCCCCCCGAUCUUUAUUUCUUGUUUGCGCCUCGAUGUUUUGAUUGA
Messenger RNA from Penicillium alfredii, 1416 nucleotides. RefSeq lists its product as uncharacterized. The coding region runs from base 1 to 1416 and encodes 471 amino acids. The record is from RefSeq and is a predicted model, not a curated record. Lineage: Eukaryota; Fungi; Ascomycota; Eurotiomycetes; Eurotiales; Aspergillaceae. The transcript has a single exon.